This is a messenger RNA of Magallana angulata, 4135 nucleotides long. RefSeq names its product NF-X1-type zinc finger protein NFXL1-like. Gene Ontology annotation, cellular component: nucleus. The transcript has 19 exons. Bases 104 to 2722 code for a protein of 872 amino acids. Gene Ontology annotation, molecular function: RNA polymerase II transcription regulatory region sequence-specific DNA binding; DNA-binding transcription factor activity, RNA polymerase II-specific; zinc ion binding. NCBI's taxonomy places the organism in Eukaryota, Metazoa, Mollusca, Bivalvia, Ostreida, Ostreidae. The record is from RefSeq and is a predicted model, not a curated record. Gene Ontology annotation, biological process: regulation of DNA-templated transcription.
CAUUUCACGCUUGAGUGAUUUCAUGGCUGCGCCCAUGUCAGAAGCCGAUAACUCAGAAUACAGACGGCAAAAUAUCGAGGGCUGACGUGUCAGUUUUUUCAAAAUGGCACAAGUACCUUCAUAUCUGAGAGCGAAGGGCCGAGGGAGGGGAAGAGGCAACUACUCAAGCGGAAUGGAAAAUACCCAUAAUGCUGCUGCACCAGGGAAAAAUACAAAUAAUACAAGUAAACCACGCAGUGCAGAGGAGAAGUUCCUACAGGCCAGCACGGCCCACCAGCAGGCAAUUCAGCAGCACAUCCAGCCGGAAGACGAGGAAGAUGAAGAAGAGGAAGACAUCGCUGAUGACAUCAUCAACACUGUGUUCAAGUCAUACUCUUCCAUGAGUGUCAAUGAAAAUGACACCAAUGGAGUGCAAGACACAGCUCAACAAGACUUGGUACACUCGUACCGAUCCAGCUCCUCAGCUUGUCUGAUCUGUAUAGAAACCAUUAAGAAGACUGAUGCAAUCUGGAACUGCGGAGGUUGUUAUGCAAUGUUCCACAUGCAGUGUAUCCAGAAGUGGGUACGUGAAGGUAUAUACCAGCAUGCCUACAAAUCUCCAGAUGGGGAAACCCCUAGCAAGGACAUUCCUUGGCACUGUCCUAAAUGUAGAACAGAGUACCAGCAGAAAGACUGUCCUACAAAAUACAUCUGCUUUUGUGGAAAAGAAGCCAACCCAAUGUUUGACCCCUGGCUAGUGCCCCACUCCUGUGGGCAGACAUGUGGCAGAAACCUGAAGCCGGAAUGUGGACACACCUGUCUCCUCCUGUGUCAUCCAGGAGCCUGUCCCCCUUGUCCUAAGACGGUGACCGUGUCUUGCCACUGUGGUAAACAGAAACCUCGGGUCGUACGCUGUAGUGCCAAGCAGUGGUCCUGUGGUAAGCCGUGCGGGAGGAAGCUGUUGUGUGGACAUCACAACUGUCAACAACCGUGCCAUACAGGUGAUUGCGCUCCUUGUCCUAAAACGAGCAAGCAGCCAUGUUACUGUGGGAAGGAAGUGACCACACGGCCGUGUGCCAGUCCAGAGUGGCAGUGUGAUCAGCCAUGUGGCAGAAAACUUUCCUGUGGAAACCAUCUCUGUGAAAAGAUAUGUCAUAAGGAAAGUUGUGGCCCUUGCCCAAGAUCUGGGGAUAGAACUUGCCCGUGUGGGAAAACAAAUUACAACUUGCCGUGUACUGAAGAUGUACCGACUUGCGGAGAUACUUGUGGAAAACUGUUGGAUUGUGGGAUACAUACAUGUUCACAACGCUGCCACACUGGCAAUUGUGGAUCCUGCCUUCAGUUAGUGACUAAAACCUGCCGGUGUGGACAAAAGCAAAAGGAGGUUCUGUGUUCCAAGCAAUAUCUGUGUGAGACUAAGUGUUCAGCCAUGCGAGACUGCAACAAACACCAGUGUAAGAGAAAGUGCUGUGAUGGAAACUGCCCAAGCUGUGAACAAGUUUGUGGGAAGUUAUUGAGUUGUAAAAACCACAAGUGUGCAAGUGGAUGCCACAGAGGCCCGUGCUAUCCGUGUCCAUUGACUGUACAGAUCACCUGCUUCUGUAAGGCCACUCGUAUCACUGUGCCCUGUGGGAAGGAGAAGGUCACUCGUCCUCCCAGGUGCAACUACCCAUGCAGGAAACCCCCAAUUUGCCACCACUCUAGUCAGAUUCCCCACCGCUGUCACUUUGGAGACUGUCCCCCGUGUGGACUGGUCUGUGGGAAGCAGCUGGGGGGAUGUCCUCACAGCUGUCCCGCCCGGUGUCACUCCGCAGUCAGGACCAUCAUCAAAGACAAUGCUGUGAGAGCGGGCCCCUGGGAAGCACGGCCAUUGGUGAAGGAAGAGAUCGUGUGUAAGCCAUGUCCCCCCUGUCAGGUUCCCAUCCCCAAGCAGUGCAUAGGACUCCAUGAGAUUUCAAAAUUUCCAUGUUCAGAAGUCCGAGAUUAUUCCUGUGGGAGAAAGUGUGGCCGGAAGCUGGACUGUGGUAAUCACACCUGUUCAAAGGAGUGUCACCUGGUCACUAAUGCCCCCGACACAGAUCAGCAUGGUACCAACUGUGAGGAGUGUGAGGCAGGCUGUCAGAAGCCCCGCCCCGAGGGCUGUACUCACAGCUGCCCCACCAUGAAGUGCCACCCCGGCCCCUGCCCCCCUUGUAAACAGAUGCUGCGCAUGAGGUGCCACUGUCAGAUCAGUGUGCAGCAUGUCCAGUGUGAUGACUGGAUCAAGAACCGGGAGAAACGGGAGUCCCUACAGUCGUGUGGGGGAGAGUGUCCAAAGCUGAUGCCUUGUGGCCAUCCUUGUGGUGCUGUGUGCCAUUCUGGGGAAUGUCCUAACAUUGGGAAAUGUGAGAAAAAGGUGUCAGUCCGUUGUAAAUGUCGCCGCAAGAAAAAGGACUUCUUGUGUAAAGAGGUCAAGGGCGGGAAGAAGCUGGAAUGUGACGACAUAUGUCAGCAAGAAAAGGAACGCAAGAAAAAGUCAGAAGAAGAGAAGGAGAAACUGAAGAAAGAGGAAGAGUUAAAAAAGCAACAAGCCGAACUAGAAGAGUACGAACGGAAGACGAAGGGUCGUAAAAGACGUCAGCAGAAAGGAGACCAGGAGGUGCAGGAGACGCCAUCUUUUCUACAGAGGAAUAGCAAGAUCCUGUUUGUGUCUGUGACUGUAGCUGUGCUGGCAGUGUUUGCUUUUUACUUACUCAGUCAAUGACAACCCUAUUACAGCUUACUGAGAUGUUUAGAUUUGUACUUUUAAUACCAAAGUUAUACUUGUACAUGUAUUUCUCUUCUUCAAGAUGUAAAUUUUCCUACCAUUGUUAUUAAAAGUGGUAUAAACUCAGAAGUAUUAAAUUUAUUGGUUUACAUUUAUGUCUGAACCUGUCCAUUGUCAACAUCAUGAAAUGGGGCUUAAUUAAAAGUACAUUGCUUGAUAUCUGUUGUAAACUCACAUUUUGGAACAAGCUAUUAAUCUUAGGGAUUGCCUUGUUUGAAAGUGUAAAUAUCUGCCACUCAUGAACAUGACUGAUUUAUAUUUCUUUUCUUAUAUGGUGAAGGACUCUGAAUCGUGAAAUCUUACAAUUGGAUAUGAAAAUUGUCAUACAAUGCAUAAUUGUUUGUAAAUCAAUGCUUUGCAACUGAAAAUUGUUAAUUUGACAACAUUGUGCCAUUAUUUGAUUUGCAAUACUGUAUUAGGGUUAUCUGUAUAUCAUUUAAAACAGGUCAUAUCAGGUAAUAAGAUCAACAGCUACUUACCUGUUUAUGUUUCUCAAAUUGUAGGGAAACAAUUAUAAAAUCAAUUUGCCAUCAUUUGUAUUGUUUAGCAUCAAAGAUUUAGUAAUUUGAACUUGUAUGUACAGUUUCACCAAAUGUAGAUUUGAAAAUGAGAUUGCAUUAAAUUUAUUAAUUAAUUUUAAUUUAUUAAAGACAGAUUUUAAAAAUCUCUUAAUUAGAUAUACACCCAUGUUUGAAAGUGUUCAUAAUUACUACAUUAUUAUCUGAGUUCUGGUGCUCUUCUUCAAUAAUUUGUGUCCAUAUCACUUACUGUUUUGUUUACAAUAUUGUUUUCGCAUGUUUGAAAUGCAAGCUAUUUUAUGUGUCCUUACCUACAAUUUAUGAAAAAAAAAUUGAACCAUUUUAAUGUGCAUUCUCACUUUUGAUUCAUAUACAUGUAUUGAUUUGAUGAUAAUAUUCAAAAAGAAAAUUAGAUUGAAAAUGGAAAUGCUCACAAGUUCAACAUGCUUUGUUCAGCAUUAGAACUUUUAACUUUCGGUAGUAAAGAUAGAGUUGAAGGGAUAAUGCAGGAAAGCUUACUUAAAAGAAAAUUUGUGAUGGAUAUGUUUCAAAAGAUAAUUGACAGAAAUAUUAAGUGUUGUAAACUUAUCUUUGUAUUCUAAAAUGUGUGUGUCCUAAUACUCUUGUUAUUAUUUAAUGUCCAUCAGUUUUAGUGCCAACAUUCCGCGGGUGAGGCCUGGGUGUAGUGUCAUGGAUACCUCAUCUCAGUACAUGUAUUUGUUAUUUGUAAGCCAAUGUUAAUUAAAUAUAUCAACUGUUGGAUGUUGUUGUUAUCUGGACUUCAGUAUAUGAAAUACAUAUGCGAAUAAAGAAUUUGUCUAUUCAUGCAAGA